AUGCCAUCAGACGCAAUGCCAACCUGUCAUGCCAGACGCCUUCAGAUAAUGCCAGGAUUCAUGCUGAAGGUGUCUGAGAGCUUGUUGUCUGUGCUGAAACAGGUGCCCAGCUGGCGGAGUGUGUGUGUCCUCUACUCUCUGUGCUGCGUUCUCAUCCUGCCAGACAACACUGAAGGGGCCAAAGCACGCUGCGGACGAGAACUAGUGGACGAUCUGGAGUUUGUGUGUGGAGACAGAGGCUUUUACAUAGGCAAACCUGGAGCAGCUCGUAGCGGUGGUCCUCGCUCUCGUGGGAAAGGCAUUGUAGACCAGUGUUGUGUGCGUGGAUGUGACCUCCAGCAUUUGGAGUUGUACUGUGCCAAAUCCAAGAAAGUGCGGCGUGAUGUCUCUGCAUCUCCUCUGCAGACUCCGGAUAACCAGUUCUGGCUGGUGUUUCAGCGGCGAUACCAGAAGUUAGCAGAGCUGCAGCGAGAUGAGGAAUCGGCAUCUCAGAGAAUCAGAGAGCGGACGCUGUAUCAGCAGAACUUAAUAAACACCAAAACAAGCACCCAAACUCCCUCAACACACCUUAGUUCGACAACUGAGAUGCCAAAUUUAAUCUCUCACAUCCGAUAGUCAUGGUGAUUUCUGCAUCUGCAGGACUCUGAGAAUCAAAUGCCCCAGACUUUUCUAUCCUUAAAAAAGUAUGAACCGAGGACUGUAUUAGAGAAACCAAAGGACUAGAGGCCAUGAAAGUGAACACUCAACAUCACGGAGUGCAGUAGUUUGCCAAAUACAAUAUGAAUUGUAUUUUUUCCAUUUUUUUAGCUUGUCUGCAUUGACUUCUGCACAUGAUUUUGGGUAAAUGGUUCAAAAUAAGUUGAAGGCGCAAGAUC
Messenger RNA from Danio aesculapii, 875 nucleotides. RefSeq names its product insulin-like growth factor 3 (gene igf3). Bases 1 to 615 code for a protein of 204 amino acids. Gene Ontology annotation, molecular function: hormone activity; growth factor activity. The transcript has 4 exons. The record is from RefSeq and is a predicted model, not a curated record. NCBI's taxonomy places the organism in Eukaryota, Metazoa, Chordata, Actinopteri, Cypriniformes, Danionidae. Gene Ontology annotation, cellular component: extracellular region.